AUCCCCCCGACCAACCCUUCCAACGAGAUCCACCCUUUGCGGCUCCACCCCUCUUCCUCGCGCGCGCCCCCAGUCCCAUCGCCCAAUCCCUUCCACGCUCGCCGCCGGUCUGCGGCUCCAUCCCUCUUGCUCGCGCGCCCCCGGAGCAGCAUCAGCCAAUCCUUCCAACGAGAUUCGGAGCUCGCCGCCGCCUCCGUCCGCAGCUCCAUCCCUCUCGCUCGCGCGCUGCCACUCCGUCGACGGCGAGGAAGAAGAUGACGAUGGCGAGGACGGCGAAGGAGAAGCAAGCCGGCGGAGCUGAAACAAUGGAAGUGCUCCUCGGCAGGUCACCUGAGAUUCCCAGCAAGAUGGUGGAUGAUUGGGAACGAAUAGUCCUGGACCUUCCCAGCAGCGAUGAAUCAACAAUUCAUCCAGGAAAUGAUCUCCUCGUACAAGCCCUGCAGCAUUAUUUUGGCAACACAUAUUUGGUGCAGCCAGUACAUGACAUGGUUGGUUUCUGGGGAUCCAAGAUGGAGCAAGACGCAGAAUUGAUACGCCCAGGUGACAAGUGUCGAAAAUACAUAUUUCUCCUGAAUAACACAUGUGUUGUUCGUCAAAUGGUGCGGCGUCCAGGAGCAUCCUUCCCCGAUGUAGAACCCCUGCUCACUUCAAUGAUCAAGCGGUACAGGAAGUGCUACUUGGACGAGUGUUGGGCUCCGCUCAAGUGUUUAAGCUCGGAGGAGUUUACCGCCGAAUUUCUUGCCACCUGUAAUCGCCAGAUGAAGUGGAAGGUUGCAGCCGAGGUCAGGUACAAACUGCGGCAGGAGAUUGCGGAAUUGAUCGUUCCACCGUGCGACGGAAGCCAUGUGAUAGAAGGGUUAUUUGAAGGAUGAGCAGCUAAGCGCAUGGGGAGGAGCCGAGGAGGACACUGGGCUUGUAAACGGCCGUUGCACUCGUGGGUGCAGGAGGAGGAAACGCUAAUCCUAACUGUAAUUUCAAAAAAAAGAAAAAGUAACUUCUACUCCUUCUGUCUCAUAAUGUAAGAUAUUUUUUGAUACUACUAAUAUAGUGUCAAAAAGCGUCUGACGUUAUGGGACAGAAAGAGUAGUAAAUAGCUUCCUGCCAUAUCUUGUUUUUUUUCGAGUGGCUGCCAUGCCUUACUAGUUGCACCAGUGCCUCCAUAUUUUUCUCUCUUGUAUAGGGUUGUUUUUUGUAGCACCUGUGAAUCUGUUAUAGAAGUAUAUAUACAUAGAAAAUUGACAUUUUUGUUUCUGUUCUCAUGUAUGGCUCAUCUGACAAGUCGAAAUAUGAAAG
Triticum aestivum (bread wheat) is the source of this 1293-nucleotide messenger RNA. RefSeq lists its product as uncharacterized. Lineage: Eukaryota; Viridiplantae; Streptophyta; Magnoliopsida; Poales; Poaceae. Gene Ontology annotation, molecular function: phosphatidylinositol-4,5-bisphosphate binding. Bases 255 to 872 code for a protein of 205 amino acids. Gene Ontology annotation, biological process: exocytosis. Gene Ontology annotation, cellular component: exocyst. The transcript has 2 exons. The record is from RefSeq and is a predicted model, not a curated record.